AUGGAGAUAGCCAGCAGCGCAGUCGGUAUUGUUUCUUUUGCUAUACAGGUGGCCGAUGGCAUUUGGAAACUUCAAUCAUUUUGGCACUCGGUCAAAGAUGCUCCUGGAGAUAUCCUCGAUUUCCUGGAUGAACUGGAAAUUACAAAUUUGGUGCUAAAGGAGAUUGAGGACAAAUUCGGAAAUCGUAUAGCGUCGCCUGCCACAAAGGAAUUAGACGAAGACAUGCAACUGCGAAAGAAGCGGGGCGGUAUUAAAGCGGUGUUCAAAAAAGGUAUCAUCGAGAAGAUGGGUAAUAGACUCGAAAAAGCAAAGUCGUCGAUGAUGAUGGCGCAACAGAACUCUACUCAGAGUUCAAAUGAGCAGAGACACAACGAACAGAUGCAGAAUUUGAGAGACAACGAACAGAUGCAAGAUCAGAGACACGACGAAUCACAGCAGACAGCUAAACUAUUUUAUCUGGAGACUAAGAAUAUGAUGCACAGCAUAUUAGUAAUGACGGCCGCGACCCAGCAGCAAAUGUCGAAUCAGCAUACCAUGAAUCUUUCGAACACAUCAACUACAAACGAUGUCACCUCAAUUUCUAGCCAUAGGGCUACGAGGAUACUGUCCAAAGAUCCAAAAGUUCUAAAGCUUGGACUCCCUUUCUUCUCUGGUGUCUGGGCGUUCUGUGCCUAUCGCCAAUCAUAUUCUGGAUGGACAUUCACAUUUAGAACAUAUAAUAUCGUCGAUAGCUAUGCGCCAAUAAUGGAACUUGCCCGUGAGGGAGAUGUAAUUGGCAUGCAAAAACUGUUCCAAACGCGGCAGGCAAGCCCCUUCGAUGUAACCUCUCGUGGAAAAACUCCUCUUCAUUAUGCCGCUCGGCAUCUUAAUUAUCAGAUAUGCCGAAUUUUGAUAGACCAAGGUGCAGACCCAAAUGUGGAGGAUUAUAUCGGCCGUUUGCCAGUUACAAGAGCCGUUUCUUGGCACAAUGUGCACAAUAUGCACGAUGAACGUUGUUCCAUGGAAAUAACACGUUAUUUGACAGCCAUGAUAGAUCGUGAUGUUUUCGAUGCUAUAUAUAAGAGCCCUAAGAUCCCUACUACUGUACGAAGUGACCGGGAGCACGCACUUCUUCUGAUAGCAGUUUCAGAAGAUUUUAUGGCAUCAGACAUGGUUUAUUAUAAACGGUUAAUCCUUAACGGCAGCAAUAUGGAAACUUGCGUCCGGAGUAUGAGCGAUUCUGAAUUCUUCAUAUUAUUGGUAAACCUUGCUCAACACUUGGGAUUUCUGUGUGCACGUCUGCGAAUUCCAGACUACUAUCUGCGAUUCUCUGGAGAGGAUACCACAGAUGUGUACGCAAUGUCUAGAGAACCUAUCCGAGAUUUUGUUAGCCUCAUACGUGAAAUAUUCUUUGCUGGCCGCUCAACACUCCACAACCUCGGCAUGUAUGCAGGCUUAGACUGCAGUCCUCUUUAUACUUUAUUCAAGGGGGUGUUAAAAAUUUAUUUCUAUGGCCUUUAUAAAGGCAGUGAAAUCAGUGAUCUCUCCAAAAUGGAACUCGCGGAUCCCUUCGGAAUUUGGGUUGAUGAACUUAUAUCUGCAGGAGUGGAUCUAAUUGAAUACGGUCGGUGGGAGAAGUUAAAGUUUAAGCCCGAUUAUAAAGUACUUUCUUGCGGUGGACACAGUAAAGAUGGUCUUACUUCCAGGUACAUAAGAUUGAUAAGCUUUACAUAUGGGCCGAAGAGAAACGACUGGCGAUUUUGGUUCACCGAAGAUCCCGUGUAUAUACAUGAGGGUGCCCUUGCAGAGUUCUGGGAUAUGGUCGAACACCCGGAAAGACAAAUGCCAGGUGCUUGGAACUUUUAA
Molecule: messenger RNA, 1845 nt
Organism: Sclerotinia borealis F-4128
Lineage: Eukaryota; Fungi; Ascomycota; Leotiomycetes; Helotiales; Sclerotiniaceae
Source: the annotation of a GenBank genome assembly